AUGCAGCUCGAAGAGCCAGUCUUCCACCAGGCAAAAAGAAGAAAAUUCAUCCGCAGGCGUCCGUCCACGCCACCAGGUGAUUCUCAGUCGGAUGCUCAAGAGCUGCCGGCCCAGCACACCCCCGAGGACCUCUCGCCUCCUGCCGCUCCCACGCCGGAGGACGACGAUCAAACCGUGCCCAUUGCCAAAAUAGUCCGUGCUCGAAAGGGACUCAAGUCACGGAGACCGGGAAUAGAAUUCUCGACCGGAUCCAGAUGGAACUCGGAAAAUACCCCUCAGCCAUCUUCUGCGGCGUCUGUGGCGAACGACACUGAGGCCAGUCGACUGGGUGGUAUUUCGGAUCGCUUCGUUGGCCUUACAGGACAAAGGGUCGAUGUCGACAGACAUAUGAUGACUUACAUAGAGACGGAGAUUGCCAAACGUCACCGUCGUAGUACACCUGCUGAAUCGACAUCUAACCAAACAGUAUUCGAGGACCCUGGAAAUCAGGAGUCAGAUUUCAGGAUCCCCCAGCGGCAGCCGGCUACCUUGGGUAAACUCCACGAAAUAGACUUAGGGCCUGAUUCGAAGUUGCGGAACAUCGAGCGAACAGAGGCUGCCACAAGGAGUCUCGUGAGUGGAGAUCCAGUGCAAACUGAGGAUGCAACUACAGUUGCGAAGAAGCCUCGGUCGGAUAAAGGCCCGAAGCCAUGGCGCCAGCGGAAGCGACGCAAUAGCGAAGAUAUCAGGCGAGACCAACUUGUCGAAGAAGUCUUACGGGAAAGCAAACUCGAUGUCUAUGAGGAGCCAGCACACGAGCAGCUUGAUGACGAUCAGGCCGCCGAUGAUCGCAUUGCAGAGCAAUUUAGACGGGACUUUUUGGAUGCAAUUCAGUCGCGAAGACGCGGUGUUAGAUCCAAAAACACGAAAACUUCGAAAACCGACGUUCCCAGGGGCCCCAAGCUGGGUGGAAGCAGAAGCGCUCGAGCUGCAAUGCGAGAAAAACAAGAAAAAGCAGGGAAGAAAUAA
This is a messenger RNA of Uncinocarpus reesii 1704, 1008 nucleotides long. RefSeq lists its product as uncharacterized. Gene Ontology annotation, biological process: mRNA splicing, via spliceosome. The record is from RefSeq and is a predicted model, not a curated record. Lineage: Eukaryota; Fungi; Ascomycota; Eurotiomycetes; Onygenales; Onygenaceae. The transcript is spliced from 3 exons. Gene Ontology annotation, cellular component: spliceosomal complex. Bases 1 to 1008 code for a protein of 335 amino acids.